Messenger RNA from Sipha flava (yellow sugarcane aphid), 443 nucleotides. Its product is annotated as ubiquitin. Bases 146 to 379 code for a protein of 77 amino acids. The record is from RefSeq and is a predicted model, not a curated record. Gene Ontology annotation, biological process: protein ubiquitination; modification-dependent protein catabolic process. Gene Ontology annotation, cellular component: cytoplasm; nucleus. The transcript is spliced from 2 exons. Gene Ontology annotation, molecular function: ubiquitin protein ligase binding; protein tag activity. NCBI's taxonomy places the organism in Eukaryota, Metazoa, Arthropoda, Insecta, Hemiptera, Aphididae.
CAAUAGCCCUUUGCCUGACGUCGACUACAGUACUGCAACGCCAAUCUGUUCAUCAAGUUAAUCGAUAUAAAGUUGUUUGGCUUUUGUCUAUUUGCGCAUUUAUUCAUUAUUUUCCAAUCGAGCAGAUCUACAUUUAAAUUUCAUAAUGCAAAUUUUUGUCAAAACCCUCACCGGAAAGACCAUUACUUUGGAAGUCGAAUCUUCGGAUUCUAUUGAAAAUGUCAAGGCUAAAAUCCAAGAUAAGGAAGGUAUUCCCCCAGACCAACAGCGUUUGAUCUUUGCCGGUAAACAAUUGGAAGAUGGACGUACACUUUCUGACUACAACAUCCAAAAAGAGUCCACCCUUCAUUUAGUUCUUCGUCUUCGUGGUGGUGCCUAAUAAUUUUUAACCUAUGCAAUAAUUCUGAUAAUUUUUAAUAAAACGUUUUUAAAAUUCUAAAUCA